This is a messenger RNA of Adineta steineri, 342 nucleotides long. NCBI's taxonomy places the organism in Eukaryota, Metazoa, Rotifera, Eurotatoria, Adinetida, Adinetidae. The record is from the annotation of a GenBank genome assembly.
AUGUCUUUAUCACCAACCCAAGAUUUACUUGAUCGAAUUGAUCGUUUACAUUCAAUUCUUACCAAUGAAUUACCGAGUCUAUCUUCAACAAUUCCAUAUCAUACAACAUCAAUAGAUUAUGUUGAAUCAUCAUUAACAAAUUAUAUUCCAAACAAUAUGUUUCAUUCGAAUAUUAAAUCAGAAUCAAUGAUCAUUGAUGAACUUCAACAAUAUAUUCAAAAACUCGAACGAGAACGAGAGAUACUUCUUCGAUCUUAUAGUAUUAUUCUUCAACUUUUAAAACAUAACAAUAAUACCGAUAAUAAAAUAGAUUUAAUUGACUAUGAUUAUUCAGAAUUGUAA